Belonocnema kinseyi is the source of this 288-nucleotide messenger RNA. Its product is annotated as histone H2B-like. Lineage: Eukaryota; Metazoa; Arthropoda; Insecta; Hymenoptera; Cynipidae. Gene Ontology annotation, molecular function: protein heterodimerization activity; structural constituent of chromatin; DNA binding. Gene Ontology annotation, cellular component: nucleosome. Bases 1 to 288 code for a protein of 95 amino acids. The record is from RefSeq and is a predicted model, not a curated record. The transcript is spliced from 2 exons.
AUGGCCCCUAAAGCUAGUAGUAAAGCCGUAAAAAAAUCUGGCAAAGCCCAGAAGAACGUCGCUAAAACUCACAAGAAGAAGAAGCGUAAGAGGAAGGAAAGUUAUGCUAUCUACAUAUACAAAGUCUUGAAACAGAUCCACCCUGAUACAGGAGUCUCCAGCAAGGCAAUGAGCAUCAUGAAUAGCUUCGUCAACGACCUCUUUGAACGUAUUGCCGGUCAUACUGGAGAAGCUGCUAUUUUAAAAUUUUACCAACCGUUAAACGACUUUAGAUCAUUAGACUAUUGA